CAACAAAGAACGCAUCAAACUUAUCGACAACAUGAAAUCACGCAACUUCAGUCAUUCAUAUUUUCGGUACAGACGCUUUAUAGCUGACUGACGGUGUUUUCAAAUAAAAAUUAUACAUUUUCUGACAUCAAAAUCACUUCAAACAUGAGUGUGCCCGAUGCCGAAGCAGCCAGCAAGACUGGUGAAACAGUCGAAGAAGAAUAUUCAGUGGAGAAGGUUCUCGAUCGCCGAAUGCGAAACGGAAAAGUGGAAUAUUUCUUAAAAUGGAAAGGUUACUCAACCGAUGACAACACCUGGGAACCAGAAGAAAAUCUGGACUGUCCCGACUUAAUACAGGCAUUUGAAGAUCAACGAAAGAACAAGGCUGCGGAAAGUGCAGAAGAUAGUCAAAAAAAGCGAAAGACCGCAAUCGAACAAGACAAAGCCAGUGCGGCAAAAAAGAAAGCGCCCGAUGAGAAAAAGCCCGUAGGAUUCGAUAGAGGAUUACAACCGGAAAAAAUAUUGGGUGCAACUGAUGGAAGCGGUCAGCUGAUGUUCUUGAUGAAAUGGAAAGACUCUGACGAAGGAGACCUCGUACCGGCGAAACAAGCAAAUGUUAGAUGUCCACAAAUUGUCAUACAAUUUUAUGAGGAACGUCUCACCUGGCACACAUCAGAAUCCGCAGAGAACAAAAACUGAGCUGACAGUGUUGUAAUUGUAAACCAUUUUUUUUAAUUUUCUCACUCUCUUUCCUUAUUAUUUUUCCCCAUUUAUUCUUUUCUCCUUUAUCUAUAAUUAUGGACUUGGGUGUGAAUUGUACGCUUAAGUUGGUUUAAGUUCUAAUUGAAAAAUGUAAUUUACUCUCCCAUUUAUAAGUCGACCUAAGCAAAGACAAAUUCUGUCUCAAAAGAAGCGGAAACAAUUGAAUGUCAAAUUUUGUCUACCAUACUAGGCGCCAUCUCAAUUUGUAAUUUCAGAAACAUUUCGUUUCGGGAGUGAAUAUUUUAUUGAAAAUUCAGAAGACCGAACGUGAAAUAAAAUUUUUGUUUUGGUAUACUGCCGAA
Messenger RNA from Bradysia coprophila, 1043 nucleotides. Its product is annotated as chromobox protein homolog 3-like. Gene Ontology annotation, cellular component: nucleus. Lineage: Eukaryota; Metazoa; Arthropoda; Insecta; Diptera; Sciaridae. The record is from RefSeq and is a predicted model, not a curated record.